Rotaria sp. Silwood1 is the source of this 330-nucleotide messenger RNA. The record is from the annotation of a GenBank genome assembly. NCBI's taxonomy places the organism in Eukaryota, Metazoa, Rotifera, Eurotatoria, Philodinida, Philodinidae.
AUGGAUUAUUUAAAAGAAGAUGAUGAUGAAAAUAAAAAUCAACGAAUAUGUUUAUCAGAUCAGAUUCUAGAAUUAUCUUCAAUUAAUUCUAUUAAGAAGUAUUCAUGGGAACGUGAAACUUGUUAUGAUACAACUUUAUUUAUUUCAACAUUUGGUGAAAAUCUUUUUAUUAUUGAAUAUACUAUUUUCCCAUCAAUACAUUUAAAUAAACGAUGGCCAUCAUCAAUAAUUUGUAAAGAAAAUCAAGUUAUAAGUGAUAUGAAAUCAAAUGAAAAUAAUCAUGGUCGAUUCAUCUUGGUAAAGGAUGGUCUUAUAGAUGUUCACCUUUAA